Molecule: messenger RNA, 4563 nt
Organism: Bactrocera tryoni
Lineage: Eukaryota; Metazoa; Arthropoda; Insecta; Diptera; Tephritidae
Product: glucose-6-phosphate 1-epimerase
Exons: 10
Coding region: 471-1376 (301 amino acids)
Biological process (GO): carbohydrate metabolic process
Molecular function (GO): carbohydrate binding; isomerase activity
Source: RefSeq, a predicted model, not a curated record
AAUGGUAGAAGAAAGAAUUGAAAAGUGAACAGCUAGCAUAGUAGUGAUUUGUACGUGUUUGGGAAGUGUAUUGUUAAAUACAUAAAUUUUAAAUUUGUGCAUACAUAUGUAAUUGUGAAAGAGGAAAGCGCUAAAGAGAAUAGUGUUCCUUUAAGUGAAAAAAGUACAUAACAAACCUAAAGUAAAAACAAUACCAUGUGAUUUAGAUAUUUCAAAAAACCCUAAAAGUGUUAGAAGAUAUGAAUCGUAACCUUGUCAAUGGCAAAUGCAGAUAAUGAAUAUAUGUAUUUCCCGCAUAUAAGUAUAUUAAAAGAUUAUUGUAUGGACUUGCAGACCUUAACUAAGACAAUAUCAAUCAUCACCAAUCGGAGUCUAAAUGUAAUAUAAGAAAACUAUUUAGGAUAGUUUUGCAGAUUAACUCGAAAAGUUUACUUCUACACAAAACUUUCAAAGCGGAAAAUUGUGUCCAAAUGGCGACUUCAGGAGCAACUGCGUCGGCGACAGCACACGCUACCAGUGUCGUGGUUCUGGAUCGCGGUAACAAUACAACAUGUACCAUAAAUCUGCAUGGCGCAACUGUCGUUUCGUGGCGUGUUAAUAAUCAGGAGCAGCUUUUUGUAAGCAAACUUGCCUCAUUUGAUGGGAAAAAAGCUAUACGUGGCGGCAUUCCUUUUGUGUUUCCUCAAUUUGGACCCUGGUCAUUCGGUCCGCAGCACGGAUUUGCUCGUAUAACUAGAUGGAAUUUAGAGCGAUCUCCAGAACGUUUACACAAUGGUGAUAUUGAAGCUAUUUUCUCUUUGACGGACAACGAAUUCACUCGUUCUAUGUGGAAUUAUCAAUUUCGUAUCACAUAUCGCCUGAUUUUACGAGAAAAGGAGUUACAUUUUCACAUUGGAGUAUAUAACCCGAGCAAGGAUUUAUCUUUCACUUUCAAUAUGCUAUUGCAUACAUAUCUAAAAGUUCCUGAUGUACGCCGUUGUCAAAUAACCGGUUUGCAUGGUUGCACAUUUAUUGAUAAGACUCGUGACGGUGCUAUAUACCAAGAAGGACGUGAAAUAGUGACCAUUGGCGAAUGGACGGAUCGAGUUUACCAACACACUCCACAAGAACAUGUCAUAACGAACGUUGUAUCCGGAAGAAAAAUGCGAUUACAAAAAUACAAUUUUCCUGACACAGUUAUUUGGAACCCAUGGAUAGAUCAAGCAAGAGAAAUGAGUGAUUUUGGGGAUGAUGAAUUUCCCAAUAUGCUGUGCGUGGAGUCGGGUCAUGUAUCAUCUCCGAUUAUUUUACUACCAGGUACAGCAUUUGAGGCCAGCCAAAUACUACAGAUCAUCAUCGAGGGGAAUGUCAAUAGAAAAACAAAACGAAAUCGCUAACGUUUAAAGAAUCGGAACCCGCAGAGGUAAACCGAUUCAUAAAAGGCAAUUUGCAUAAUAAAACACAUACAUAAUUAUUAUACGUUUAGAUGCAAAGAGCUGGAGAAGGAAAAAGAGACCGUCAAUUUACUCAACAGCAAAAUAAAGCAUUCCACUAAAUGAAAAUAAAUUCGGAAAUUUUGUAUAUGCAUGUAUAUAAUGUAGACGUGAUUUGAAAUUACAAAUAUGAACUUAAUCAAAUUAAAUUUUCCAAUUUUGACUUGAGUAUCUAAAAUUUCUUUUACAAAAAUAUAUAUUGAGUUAAUUUUUAUUUGUGGACCACUACUUUGGUGUCAUAUUAAGAAAUUUACACAAAGUUCUGCAGACAUUGUUAGUUUAAAUAAAUGGUGCUAAGUCAGUGCGUUCAAGUUUUAAAGAUAUUUGCCUACUAUAUUAAAAAUAUAAAUAAAUAAUAUUUAUAAUAUUAAAUAUAUUGAUAGAAAUUAAAUAAUUAAUUAAUUCAACUCAACUAUCCGGAAGAUUCUAAAAAAAUAAUUACUGACCUCUGCUUUUAAUCAUUAUGUUCAAAUAUGGUUAUAAUAUUUACAAACCCAAUAGAAAUCAAGAGGAAUUAUUUGAAAUUUUUUUAAAUAAAGCAAAGUUUGUUAAUGGCAAUAUUCCGAACGAGGUUUACUGUUAGCAUUAAAGCUUUUAGUAUUUCAUGGUGUCUGCAAAUAUAAAUUUUAAUUAAAUUUAUUAAUGAAUCUUUAAAUAUUAUUGACCAUUUAAAUAACUUACCUAUAACAUAAAAGCAUUAACAAUCUAUUGUUAACAUACAAUGAAGGUUCUGUUAUUUCAAGACAUUUCAAAUUAGGUAUUUUAAAUAAUUAAUUUUUAUAAACUGUGUUUAAGAAUAUUAUAGUAUAUAUAUUUAUAAUAUUAAUCUUACAGUUUUUCUUAACUAAAACUAAGAUUUUGUAACCACAAAAGUUAAAUAAGUGUUGACUUUAACAAAAAUGGUGCUCAAAUAUAUUUAUGAAUAAGUUUAACUUUAUGCAUUUUAUAUGUAUUAUUAUGUAAACCCAUAUUUUGUAUAUGCUCAAUUAAAACAUUGGAAGCUAUUCGUAUGAAAGAGAGCAUAUGAAUCAUUGUGAUAAUGUAGUAUAUUACAUAAAAUUUUGAUUUACAGAAAUGUUUUGUACAUAAUAAAAAUGCUACCCAUGUUAAAUAAUCAACAUUUAAAGAAACGAAGCAAAACCGUUUGGACGUUCGUCACUUUUGCAUUUUAAAUCUUACAAAAUAUUUUAUAACUCAAAUUUGAUCAAAAUUUCAGUGUACGUUUUUUUGUAUUAUGUAAUAAACUAAAACAAACUCAUUAAGUACAGUUUCUCUGGUAAAAAGUAGAUGUCUUUAAACUAGAUUAUUUAAUUUUUGAUCUUUUGUGCUUACUUACAUUUUAUAGACAUCUCGUCAUAAUUUCAAUUUAAUGCGCUAGUAUUUACUUCGGUAUGCUUCUCCAUUCGUUGUAUACUCUGCUUCAUAGUCUGGCUCUUGUUCACAGUAGCCCACAAAUCCUUAAUCAGGUUAAGGGAUUUUGUGCUGACCAGUGGAUGUGUUGAAAUUGAUUAGAGCGAGUAACAAUUUGGCAGUGUGCUUCAUAUGGUUACUCCCAUAGAAAAUUACCUCUUCCUAUGGAUAAGCACUUUCGUCCAUAAAUUCAAUUAAUUUUGACUGUAAAUUAUUCCAAUAGUAUCCUUUUUUCAGAAUUCCUGAGGUUCUUCAAGUGAAGCAUCCCCAUAGAAUGAGACCGUACCUAUCAUAUUUUACAUUCCGUCACUGUUUCCAGGACAUUCGGGUCUAAGUAACCGGAACGAACCUGGUUUUCCAGCUAAGGACUGCCAACUCGACACCAUUCCUCUAAAUUACUUCGGGAAUGUUUUCUGCCGCUAUAACAACAACAACGACAGUCUGCCGCUCAUAAUGUCGUUGUAGAUUUUCAUGUGGAUAUUAUUGUUUGCCUUCCGAUUGGAAAUGAUUGAUUUUCGUUACAUCUGAUGAGAAGUUGUUUUUCGAAUCUUCCACAGAACAGUUUUUAUGUUUAUAUUUUUAGUAGAUAUAGGCGUUAGGAAGCAACUACGUGUUUUUAUGGCCACAACAGAGCUCAUAGACAAUUUUAACAUACUAGCAAUUUCACGGGUCGGAAGGCCACUUUUUGCCAAAGUAUGUUUAUGCAAACGAAAAUCAAUUAAAAAUUCCAGCAAACCAAAUCGACAAAAUUUACUGUUAAUUUACAGUUAUGUUAUACUUAUAUCAAAUUGAAUGCAACGAGCAAAAUUGUACUGAAUGAGGUUGUUUUUUUCUUUCAUUUUUGUUAUAGAUUUUUUGCACAUUUGGUAUCGUUUGAGCUAAUAGUUAGAAAAAUACAUAUUAGAGAUCUUACAUAUAUACAAAAGAGGCGAGCAUAUAAAUAUAUUAAAUAUAAAUAAAACAUUCCUAUAUUUGCAUAUGUAUUCAUAAGUCGAUUUUUGUAACAUAAAUACUAAAAUAAAAUAUCAAUACAAGUAUACGAUUUUGUAACCAGCUAUACCGAAAAUCAAAAGUUUAAUAUUCAUAUAACAUAGUACUAUUACUAUAUAUAACACUGUCGAAUUCACAAAAUAAUUUGGAUGAUAAAAUGUGUGAGAGUUGAGCAGUCAUAUAUAUACACUUGAUCUCCUUUUUGCACGGACGCUCUUUUCACAGGACGCUCUGCAGGACUUCAGUGCCAAUUAAAUUAUGCAGUAGAAUGCUACUGUAAACUGUAUAAAGAAGUAAAGUCAAGGAAAGCACAGCGAUUAAUGACGAUUUUUUUAAUCAUAAACGUAACAUUAUAUGAACUCUGAAAUUUAUUUUUGCUAAUUUCUUUUUACGGUAAUACAUAUACAAUAUAACACCAUGGAAAUCUACAGUGUUUUAAUUGUGUAAAUUCUCGCUGUACGAAAAGAUAGAUUUGCAUAUAAGUAAAAUGAGAUUUCUUUUAUACGUUUUCCUUUUUUCACGAAUUUUUUGGAUUGGUUCUAAUAGUGAGUUUUACAUGAAAAUCUGACUUUUUGAACUGGUAAUUACUGCCCCAGUUAACCAUACAAAAAUGAGAUCAAGUAUAUAUGUACAUACAUAUCUAUAUGAAUAAAAAAUAAUAAUUUACAAUUACAUAACGUAAAACAAUUAA